AUGAGUAUCCCUUCAGUUCUGAGCCUUGCGUUCUCUGCCAUCAAAAGGCCUGCCACUGAAGACCCGAUUUUGGAGUGCCCCGACGACGUACGGCACUCCCUGUUUCGAAAUAACGAGGAAGUGUUGAAGGUUGCGAAUAGAGAGCUUCAUGUUUUCCCAUUCAAAGAUGUGCACGACAGCUGGCGUCGUCUCUACACAGAUGCAUCGAUUGUGAAAGCAUGUUUGAUUAUAGCACGUGAAUGUGGGCUGCUGGGGUCUCAAUCCAAUUCCAAAGAGACAGAUCCAGUUGAUGUACCGAGACUCAUUCAAGACCUCCAGAGUGAAGUCAAGGAGGUGAAGAUUCCUCACGACGCUCCAUGGCUUCGAGACGUCACACACGUACUGGAUCACGCUUUGCUCAUGACUGGGGCGCCAUUGCGUGAAGAGCUAGUCGAGGACUUGUUCUCAACCCUACAAGCGGCUGUGCACGAUGACAGCUCUCCACCUGAUGAUGGCGAAGAACGACCGCCGCCUCCAACGAAGCGCCGUAAGACUUCUUUAAAAAACUUCCCAACCGAGUCUGCUCCGUUCUCACGCUUGAAAUUCCCAAUCCGACGCGUGUCCGCACCGGAUUUUGAUGACAUGAUUGAACACAUCCAUGAAGUCCGCACCCCACUGGUCAUCACAGAGUCCAUAGGCCAUUGGCCUGCUCUGUCCUCGCGGCCAUGGAGCUCCUUGCAGUACUGGAUGGACCGUACUUUCAACGGUCGUAGACUUGUCCCUGUUGAAGUGGGCAGGUCUUAUACCGAUGAGGGCUGGGGCCAGAAAAUCAUGGAAUUUGGAAACUUCCUCGACAAAUUUGUCUUUCGAGGAGAAAUGGGCUACGGUCCAAGUCAGGGACGGAAGUGUCCCCAACUGGACACUGAAGACGAGGAAGGCCACACUGAAGAUGAAAUCGGCUACUUAGCCCAGCAUGAUCUUCUGUCUCAGAUUCCUGCACUACGUAAAGACAUUGGCAUUCCGGAUUGGUGCUACAUUGAUCCACCAGGUCCGGAGCCUGGCACACCUCUGUACCUGGCGAAGCAAAGACAGCGUGAACCGGGCGUGCUCUCCUCCGCGGGGGAUCUGGGAGAGGCAAUCCGGAAAGGCGAGCAAUCUCAGGCAUCUAACAGAACCGAUACAGAGGAUGAUGCUUCUGAUGUUGGCUCCGCCCCGAGAUUUCCGAAGGAUCCCAUCAUUAACACCUGGAUGGGGCCUUCAUGGACCAUAUCGCCCCUUCACCAUGACCCAUACCAUAACAUUCUUGCCCAAGUGGUGGGUGCCAAGUACAUCCGUCUUUAUUCACCACACACUCCAGCAUCCCAAAUUCACCCUCGGGGUCAAGAGUGGGUUGUUUCAAAGGAUGAAAAGGGGAAUCAAAUUCAUCCUGACGGGGAGCCAACGAAGAGACUCAUCGACAUGUCCAAUACUUCUAAGGUUGAUCUGGCUGCCAUUGAGCUUUCCCCUGCUGAAGAAGACCAAUGGGAAGAAAUGUGGCCCGGAUUCAUGAGCGCAGAGUACGUUGAAACCGUGCUCAAAGAGGGCGAAUGCUUGUACAUUCCCGCUGGAUGGUGGCACUAUGUUCGAGGCCUGAAGGCUGGUGUUAGUGUCAGCUUUUGGUGGGACUAA
This is a messenger RNA of Penicillium oxalicum, 1647 nucleotides long. RefSeq names its product putative JmjC domain protein. The record is from RefSeq and is a predicted model, not a curated record. Gene Ontology annotation, molecular function: 2-oxoglutarate-dependent dioxygenase activity. NCBI's taxonomy places the organism in Eukaryota, Fungi, Ascomycota, Eurotiomycetes, Eurotiales, Aspergillaceae. The coding region runs from base 1 to 1647 and encodes 548 amino acids. The transcript has a single exon.